Molecule: messenger RNA, 1495 nt
Organism: Helianthus annuus (common sunflower)
Lineage: Eukaryota; Viridiplantae; Streptophyta; Magnoliopsida; Asterales; Asteraceae
Product: F-box/kelch-repeat protein SKIP6
Exons: 2
Coding region: 21-1214 (397 amino acids)
Molecular function (GO): protein binding
Source: RefSeq, a predicted model, not a curated record
CUAGUGAUGCUGGUCUUUUCAUGAACGACGCCUUAAACUUGGCAACUUAUCCACCAAUGUCGGAUCAAACCUACUCCAUCGUCACCACCACCGACCGCCCAUCACCACCGCCUACCACCACCCCCCACCCACCACCACCACCUACCCCCCUCAUCCCCCACCUCCCAGACGACAUCUCAAUCCAAUGCAUCGCCAGAGUCCCCCGCACCCACCACCCCACCCUCUCCCUAGUCUCCAAACUCUGGCACUCCACCAUACGCUCCCAACACUUCUUCACCACCCGAUCCCUCCUCCACAUAACCCAACCCUCUCUUUACCUCAACAUCCGCCACAACUCCACUUUCCAGUAUUACUUCCACGCUAACCCUAACAACCCCAACCACAAAUUAUCCCCAUUCCCCCACCCCCCUGUCCCUAUCCACCCGGUCGGCCCAGCCUACGCAGUCCUCGGGUCCAAAAUAUACUUAAUCGGUGGUUCGGUUAACGAUAUUCCGUUAAAUACAGUUUGGGUACUUGAUUGUAAAAUUAACAAGUGGGAGGUGGGGCCUAGGAUGAGGGUAGGGAGGGAGUUUGCGGCUGCGGCGACGGUUGGUGGAAAAAUAUAUGUGAUGGGAGGGUGUGUGGUGGAUAAUAGGUUAAAGGCGGUUAAUUGGGCGGAGGUGUAUGAUCCGGAGGUGGGGGAGUGGGGUCCGGUGGGGAGUUUGGAGGUGGAGGGGAAGGAUAAGUGGAUGCACGCGUGUGCGGUGAUAGAUGGGAGGAUAUAUGCGAUGGCGGAUAGGGGUGGGGUGGUUUAUGAUGUGGUGGGGAGGGAGUGGGGUCGGGUGCCGAAGCGGUUGGAUUUGGGGUGGAGGGGGCGGGCGGUGGUGAUUGAUGGGGUGUUGUAUUGUUAUGAUUAUUUGGGGAAGAUUAGAGGGUAUGAUGUGGAGAGGGAUGUGUGGAAGGAGUUGAGAGGGGUGGAGAAAGGGUUGCCCAAGUUUUUGUGUGGGGCGACGAUGGUGGAUUUGGAUGGGCGGUUGUGUGUCGUGUGGGAGUGUAAGGAGGGCGGCGGUGGCGGUGGUGGUGUUGGUGGGAAAGUUAUGGAUGUUAUGUGUGCGGAGAUUGAUGUUCGUAAGGAUGAAGAUGGAGGAUUAAGUGGCUCGGUGUUGUGGGUUGAUGUGAUUUUGUCGGUUCCUGUUGGUUCGUCGAUUCUGCAUUGUAUGGCUGUUGCUUUGUGACUUGUGGUAUGUUACGAGGGAUCUUGAACAAUUCUCCUCAAGCAUACAAAUCUACUGGGAAUCGCCGAAUCGGUAUCGUUCAUAACUUGUUUGUAUCAUUUUGGCUUUGACUGGAAAUAAUAAAAAGCUUUAUGUGGGCAUGCUGCUGCAAAAGCUCUUGUGUUGUAGUAUUUGGUUUGUAAUUUGUAUAUAUUGUCAACUACUUUAAAGGUUAAUGAACACUCAUUUGUUCUGUUGUCUUUAUCCAUUUUCUUGCAGUUUUUAAGUUGGCAAGUUCUAUC